GAAAAAACGCUCGUCGCCCUUCUCUCAAACGGACACCUAAACCCCCCACGAUCGAGCACACCGGAGUCGGGCCGCACGCACGUUACACUACAGCAAUGCCGUCCCCCGGCGUCCUCACCGUCUUCCUCCUCCUGCUCCUCAUCUUCUCCGCUUCUCCCCUGACGUGCCACGCCACCCACAACAUCACCUCCAUCCUCGCGUCUCGCCGCGACCUGGCCGAGUUCAGCCGCCAGCUGACGGCGACGGGCCUCGCGGACGAAAUCAACGUGCGCAACACCAUUACGGUGCUCGCCGUGGACGACGCCCACAUGUCCUCCCUCAAGGCGCGCGGGCUCCACCGCGAGGCGCUCCGGCGCGUGCUCUCCCUCCACGUCCUCGUCGACUACUACGACGACGCCAAGCUGCACCGCCUCCCGGGCGGAUCCGCCGUCGUCUCCACCCUCUUCCAGGCCUCCGGCGACGCCCCCGGCAGCUCCGGCAUGGUCAAGAUCUCCGACCGCCGCGGCGGGCGCGUCGCGUUCCUUCCCCAGCAGCAGGACGAAGAAGCCGCGGACGACGCGCAGGCCGCCGCGGUGUUCUACGUCAAGUCGGUGCACGAGACGCCGUACAACAUAUCGGUGCUGCAGGUGAGCGCCGUGAUCUCGUCGCCGGCGGCCGAGGCGCCGUCCUUGCCAGAGUCGGCGAGGCCCAACGCCACGGACGUCAUGGCCAGGAACGGGUGUGGCCGCUUCGCGUCCCUCGCGGCUUCGGCCGGCGCGGCCUCGCGGUACGAGAAGACGAUGGCCAACGAUGGCGGGCUGACAAUUUUCUGCCCGGGGGACGACGCGAUGAAGGCGUUCAUGCCGGCGUACAGGGCGCUCAGCCGGGACUCGCAGCUCGCGAUGCUGCUGUACCACGGCGUGGCGAGGCACUACUCCUUGCCGGCGCUCAAGGCGAUCGGCGGGGCGAUGCGCACUCUGGCCAUGGACACCGGCAACAACGGCAACGACAAUGACAAGUACGUCCUCACGGCGCGCGAGGCCGGGAGCACGGUGACGCUGCUCUCUGCCGCGAAGGAGCCGGCCACGGUCACCGGCACGCUCAUGGACGCCGACCCCCUCGCCGUGUACAUCGUCGACGCGGUGCUGGUGCCCAUGGAUGGCUCGUCGUCCGGUUCAUUUGAUGGUACCGAGCAAGGCGGUGCCGGGGACGGGGGAGGAGAUGCUGCUGCGAAGAAGAAGAAUGCCGCGGCUACGUGCCGGCUGUCGUUCGUGUUGAUGCUUCUGCUGGGAGCAAUCCAAGUGGCGGCGCUCGUUUGAAGGGUAAUUGCAAGCAACUGUGUGAUGUGGAUUCCGGUGUUUGAUGAGUUCAUCGAUCUUUGUUCCGUGUCGGUUUUGGGGGGUGAUUGUUGAGUGCUUUUGGUUAUAUAGGUUCUUGAUGCGUUGGAUCGAACGUUCAUUUCAGUGGCUGUUGGCAAAAGAGAGGUUUGCAGGUUAAUGCGGGUCUGAUUCAUCUGCCUAUUAGUACCAUAUCCCCUGUGUUUAGUCCAGACUUUCCAGAUCUUGAUCUUGUGUCCUUGUGAUGUUUUGAACCGAUACACAGAAAUGCAUAUGCUUAGCUAGCUAUCUUCUGUUUGGCAA
Molecule: messenger RNA, 1619 nt
Organism: Brachypodium distachyon (stiff brome)
Lineage: Eukaryota; Viridiplantae; Streptophyta; Magnoliopsida; Poales; Poaceae
Product: fasciclin-like arabinogalactan protein 1
Exons: 1
Coding region: 96-1298 (400 amino acids)
Cellular component (GO): plasma membrane
Source: RefSeq, a predicted model, not a curated record